AUGUAAUGCAAAUUAAAUCAUUGCUCCAUUCAAUCAAGCUUGGUGUAAGUUCAGUGUGAUUAUAGUUAUCGAGCAGCGCCGGCCGUGAUGCAAGGUAACCGCUAGUGGUUAGUAGUAGAAUCUUCACGGUGAGCGCACGCGCACGUUGUGUACAAUGGCGCUGAUAUUGAAAGCGGCUUGGCAGGGAUAUAGAUACGUGUUCGAGGAGCUUACUGAUCCAAGAACAAACAAAUGGUUCCUCUGCGCCAGACCGUACCAGGGUCUAACACUCCUCGGCCUGUAUCUCAUGUUUGUACUCAAAUGGGGCCCGGCCUAUAUGAAGAACCGGCCCGCUUACAAUUUGGAAAAGGUCCUUAUUAUGUACAAUGCGUUACAGGUGUUAAUAUGUGCACGGAUAUUUAUAGGGUCUCUAAUCUACGCCUGGGCGUUCGAUUACAAAUGGCUGUGUGAGCCCGUAGACUACUCAACAGAUGAGAAGGCGAUGCGUGUGGCUCGAUACGUGUACUACUACUUCCUUGUCAAGAUUCUGGACCUGGCGGAUACCGUAUUCUUCGUGCUCCGUAAGAAGAACAGCCACGUAUCCUUCUUGCACGUCUACCAUCACACAGGCAUGGUUAUGUUGACAUGGGGCGCUGCUACAUACUUCCCAGGGGGCCACGGAACAUUAAUUGGCGUGAUCAACUCAUUCGUCCACGUGAUCAUGUACGGGUACUAUCUGCUGACCGUGGCCAUGCCGAGCAUGAAGGAAUCCAUGUGGUGGAAGAAAUACAUCACGCAAAUGCAAAUUUUGCAGUUCCUGAUGAUCGUAGUUCACAUGGCGACCCUGGUCUGGAAGACCGACUGCGCCUACCCCCGCUGGAUAGCAGCUGUAUUCCUACCCCAAAACCUCUUCAUGCUCAUAUUGUUCAUAGACUUUUACAUAAAAGCUUACAUCAAGCCUAAGAAGGCCAAACUAAACGGUCUGCAAAAUAGACACAAUGGUCUCCAAAAUGGUCACAGUAAUGGUGUUCAUCUCAAAAAUGGAAAAAACGGUGUUCAUAAAAAGAUAGAGUAGAUUUUAUAAAUUUAGAAGUUAGACUAAUUUAGUUAAAUAUUAAGUUCCUGUAUUUUUAGAUUAUAGUUAUAGCUACUUGUAUAGCCCCUCCAGACUAUAUGCGUGAAUCGCGGUGCGACCUCGUGAAUAGAACAUAUCUCGACGUUGACGUACGACUCCAUUACUCGCAGAACUUCACGGCAAGAUGGUUCCAAAGCAUCAGCUGAUCGAAAUUAACUGUGAAUUAGCUACGGCAGCAAUGUAAUUGUUAUGUGCUGUAACAAUUUUUCCAUUUUGUUUUCUUAUAAAUCUUCGAAAAUUUAGAUACUUUAUCUUGUAGCAGAUAAGCC
This is a messenger RNA of Cydia pomonella (codling moth), 1383 nucleotides long. RefSeq names its product elongation of very long chain fatty acids protein 7-like. Gene Ontology annotation, molecular function: fatty acid elongase activity. Lineage: Eukaryota; Metazoa; Arthropoda; Insecta; Lepidoptera; Tortricidae. Gene Ontology annotation, cellular component: endoplasmic reticulum membrane. Gene Ontology annotation, biological process: very long-chain fatty acid biosynthetic process; fatty acid elongation, monounsaturated fatty acid; fatty acid elongation, polyunsaturated fatty acid. The transcript is spliced from 6 exons. The record is from RefSeq and is a predicted model, not a curated record. The coding region runs from base 155 to 1054 and encodes 299 amino acids.